Messenger RNA from Pistacia vera, 693 nucleotides. RefSeq names its product pentatricopeptide repeat-containing protein At3g26782, mitochondrial-like. Gene Ontology annotation, molecular function: RNA binding; protein binding. Gene Ontology annotation, biological process: RNA modification. The record is from RefSeq and is a predicted model, not a curated record. The transcript has a single exon. The coding region runs from base 26 to 673 and encodes 215 amino acids. Lineage: Eukaryota; Viridiplantae; Streptophyta; Magnoliopsida; Sapindales; Anacardiaceae.
UGAAGCCACAAGUUGAGAUAUCUGCAUGUGGACUGCCUUAAUGAAGGGAUAUGGAAUGCAUGGUUUUGGCGAUGAAGCUUUGAAACUCUUUGCAGACAUGGAGAGAUUUGGUAUUAACCCAAAUGACAUCACAUUUAUCGGUCUCCUAAAUGCUUGUAGUCAUGUUGGAUUGGUUGCAGAAGGGAAGAGGAUUUUCAAGGAAAUGGUUCAUGAAUACGGUCUGGUCCCAAAGAUUGAGCAUUAUGGGUGCAUGGUAGAUCUUCUUGGUAGAGCAGGACUGCUUCACGAAGCUCAUGAGAUGAUUAAAGCCAUGCCCAUAAGGCCUAACACUAUUGUAUGGGGCGCUUUGCUUGCUGCAUGUAAGCUACAUAAGAAUCCCUACAUGGGGGAAAUGGCAGCCACGGAGCUUCUUGAAAUGGAACCACGAACCUGUGGUUACAAUAUCUUGACUUCAAACUUAUAUGCAGCAUCAAAUAGAUGGAAUGAUGUUGCAGGGGUGAGAAGAGAUAUGCAGGAUUUAGGAGUGAGGAAAGAACCUGGUUGCAGUUUGAUUGAAGUAAAUGGUUCACUUCAUCAGUUCAUAAUGGGAGACAGAGCACACCCACAAAUUGGAAAUAUUAAAGAUAUGCUAUCAGAGAUGAGCAAUAAACUUAAGGAGGCUGACUACACCUAAAACUUCAGUUGUCUCGCAAU